This is a messenger RNA of Spodoptera exigua (beet armyworm), 2783 nucleotides long. NCBI's taxonomy places the organism in Eukaryota, Metazoa, Arthropoda, Insecta, Lepidoptera, Noctuidae. The record is from the annotation of a GenBank genome assembly.
UGGGAGUCGCGCAAUGCGUAUGAUUUGUUUUGUGAGCUGGUAAAUAAACUAAAUAGCUAACUGUUAUAUAUCAUCACUGCAGUUUUUUGAAAAUAAUUGCAGUUCAACUGCUAGAACCGUCAGUAUUAUCAAGCAUCAUCAUGAGUACUCAAGAACAACAGGAGAUGUCGAGAGUCACGAGGAAAUCUCUCAAAACACUUCAACAUACAGCUUCGGAUCGGGAAAACUUAGUGGGUAGGCCAUCAAAAAGUUUGAAGCAUCAACUGAGUCAGGAGUCCCCUGUGUCUGUGGAUGUUGAGGUUAAAAGGAAGAACUUGUCUACCAAAGAAACUCAAGCAAACUUAGAUACAACAAUAACUGUUGAUGAUUUGACAAAUCCUGAAGGUCCAUCAGAAAAGUACUGGCAACUUCUUGCUGAGAAGCGUCAAGUUGCUUUACAAGAAGCAUUAGAUGAAAAUGAGAAAUUGAGAAAAAUCAUUGAAGAUCUGAAGGAAGAGAAUGCUGUUUUCAAACAGAUGCUGGAAGAGGCUAACAGCUUUGUUGAAGUUAUCAAGGAGGAACUGGCCAAUACCUCGAACAAUGACACUGGCAUUGAUGUCAAUGAUGUCAGCACUGCAGAUGAAACUACUGAUGAUGUGGAUACCAAGACUGACAACUAAUAAUAGAGUACUAUUGAUAUAGGUCAGGGAUAGCAAACCUAUCAUGUAAUUUAAUAUUUUGAUCAUAUCAGCACUGGAUCACAAAACAUAAAGCCAAAUUCACUUGUAAUGUCUCUGAAGUUGCAGGUUUUGCUGAUGUACUUAAGCUAUGGUAUCCAUCAGCAAAGCAGCUUGUAAGAUGUAUAGCUACCAGACCUAUGAUUGCUACUAAUUUGAAACAUUAAUAACCACAAAAACCUUUAUUUACAAAUAUUGUUAAAGGUUCAUCAUUCCUGACCUGUAUCCUAGUUUCUAUCAUGAGAACUUCAUGCCAAAUGUUUUUCUUAUAUCAUUAGCCAAUAAUAAUUAUUGUAAAACAUAAUAUGUCCAAUGAACUUAAUCAUAAUGUUGGUUAAUGCUAGCAUAGUGUGGAUAAUGUUUGUAAUUUUCCUAGUAUUUUUUGUGUGAAACCUAGACUUCAACUAACCUGUCUUAAUGUUAUGCAAUGACUAAUACAUUAGGUGGCAUAUGCAUUGCUUCAUUAAUUUAUUACAUUAAAUUUGAACACUUAAUUCUAAUACAAGAUCAAACAGCAACAGUGGUUUUUCCUUGUUUUAUCUUUUGAUUUUUUGCUACAAUUUACAUUUCAUUAUUUUAUUUGAGUUUAAAGGUUCAAUCUUAUCAAUAAAAAUUUCGUUUCCUAUAAUUUGUGAUUUUCUUUUUGUUUGUACUGUGUAUUGUAAGGAGAAAACCAUUAUUAAACUUUAAUUUCUAAAGGAUAUAAAUAUUUAUUUGAUUUCAUUUAUACAACAUUAUCAGGUACAAUAAUUACUACUCAAAUAUUGUACUAUAGCCAGAGGCGGCGUAAGGCAUGGGCAAUUUUUUAUCUUUCGUUUUCAGGUUGCUACAGAAAAGGGCCUCGCUAAAUCUGUCUUGCCCACAUUUAAAUGAGGUCUUACCCCGCCACUAACUAUAGCACCCCAAUAAUUUAUUUAUUCAUGUAUGUACAAAUAGUGAAUAUAAAAAAUAAAUGUUAAGGCACAACUAUCAAUAUUUAUUGUUGUUGAAAUUUUAAGAAAGCUUGAAACUGUGCAUCGAAAUUAGUCUCAUAUGUCCAUGGCAUUAGGUCGGGAUACAUUGUGAUUUGCCUAAAUAGAUCAACAUUAGCAUUUUGUGGCAAUACACUCCUCACUUUUUUGUUGAGGCACCCUGAAGCAUGAAUGUAGUUAUUUACAAUAAGGUUAUAAAUAAAAUUAACAUAUUUAUGGUCUAAAUUAUCAGAAGUGUUAGGAACAGUUGGAUUGUGGGACUUGAUUUCUUCCAAGUAACCAGGAGUAAUAAUGGGUAUGAUGAUAUCCGCCUGUAAAUGAAAUAAAAAUAAAAUCAUUAACUAUAUCAACACACUAGCUACUCAAGCGCGGUUUCAUCUGCUGCAUGGCUCUUUCAGAUUUUUGCGUGAUGUUUUAUAGCCUAAAGCUUUUCUCAAUAAAUGGUCUAUUAAAGAAGUUCCUGAGAUUAGCGCAUUCAAACAAACAAACAAACUCUUCAGCUUUAUAAUUAUAUUAUAAAAUACCUGUAUAGAUUAUUACUUAAGUGUGUGAUCAUUAGAUCUACAUAGGUACUCACUUUUUCGAAAUAUUCCCUAAUAAAUUUCUCUGGAUUUUGAUACAAUUCUUCCCUCUUGUUGUUCAAAGUGAUGACUUGAACAUUUGGUAUCUCAGUCCAGUUUUCAACAUAUUCUUGUAUAUUCACUGCAGUUGGAAAUCCAUCUUGAGUGUAAGUAAGGAAAAAAAUUGGGGUAUCAUUAACUAUAGGCUCAUUUGGUGUUGAAGGUAUCUUCAAAGCUGGUUGCUUUGGUUUCUUAGGUUCCUUAUCUUGAGAGACCACCUUGUUGCUGAGAGCUGCUGGUAAAUUAUUGGGAAUAUUUUUUGGUCUAACAACUUCCCUUUGACCUGAGCUUUUGCUUUGAUAACCACUAUCAUCCUUAUUGAAAAAUUGAGCUAUUUUGCAAAGUGGUUCUUCCAUUGAUUUUAAAAUAUCAUACCGCUUCAUCUUAAUGAAAGCAUCUAUGAUUUUGUCAAUUGUUGCAUUCUCAUUUUGUCUGAAUACUUUUAACACCAUGUCAACAUGGUCCUCUUGGACUGA